AUCAAAAUGAAAACUGAAACAAGAAAGAUGAGAAUACAACAAAACAGAAUAAACACACCACCAAUUAUAAUGCUAUCACCCGCCAACAACGAUAUUAUCCACAAAAGAAACACAAUUCAUCCAAAAUCCAAAUAAGAACAAUAUAUCUCUCUCUAUAUAUACUCCUAUAUAGAUUAAACAUACGCAUAUACAUAUAUCUAUAUACACAUUAGACCCACGAUUUCUAUGGUGGCAUGGCGUAUUGUUGCUCAUGCCACCUAUUCACCGCCGAUAUGACUCAAUCCUUUGCUGCCGGAGCAACCCGUCUUUGUUCCCUCAAGUCUCACCAAUUCAGGAACACCAAAAUUUCCGGGUUCAAAUUCGAGUUCUUGUUGCAGAAGAAGGUGCGGCUGUCGGAACGGCGUCGUCUCAUCUCCAUCGUCAGUGCGGAGCUCUCGAGCUCCGUCUCUGCGAACAUUAGUUUAGACUCCCAGACUGUCCAGUCUCGUGAUUUAUCAAAAUUGCCUUGGAUUGGCCCUCUGCCUGGGGAUAUUGCAGAAGUUGAGGGUUAUUGUAGAAUCUUUAGAGCUGCUGAACGGCUCCAUAAUGCAUUAAUGGAGACGUUGUGCAAUCCAUUGACUGGUGAAUGUAGUGUUUCGUACAGUUUCCAAUCAGAGGAUAAACCAUUAUUGGAGGAUAAAGUAGUGUCUGUUCUUGGUUGCAUGGUAUGUCUCCUAAAUAAAGGAAGGGAGGAUGUUCUUUCUGGAAGAUCUUCCAUUAUUAAUUCGUUUCGUGCUUCAGAUCUCAAUGUAAUAGAUGAUAAACUGCCACCACUUGCCAUUUUUAGGGGUGAGAUGAAAAGGUACUGUGAGAGCUUACAUGUUGCUCUUGAAAACUAUUUGACCCCUGAUGAUAUUCGAAGCUCGGAUGUCUGGACUAAACUGCAGAGGUUGAAGAAUAUUUGCUAUGAUUCUGGCUUUCCCCGUGGGGAUGGUUAUCCUUGCCAUUCGUUGUUUGCAAACUGGAAUCCAGUUUAUAUCUCCACAGUGAAAGAUGAUAUAGAACCAACAGAUUCUGAAACUGCUUUUUGGAAGGGGGGUCAGGUAACAGAAGAAGGUAUGCAGUGGCUAAUAGAGAAAGGAUUUAAAACAAUUGUAGAUCUCAGAGCAGAGAUUGUAAAUGAUAUUUUUUAUCAACUAGCACUUGACGAUGCUAUUUUGUCUGGAAAAGUUGAACUGGUCAAACUUCCAGUUGAAGUUGGCACCGUACCUUCAAUGGAGCAGGUUGAGAAGUUUUCAGCUAUAGUGUCUGAUUCAACCAAAAAGCCCGUAUAUCUCCACAGUAAGGAAGGAAUGCAGAGAACUUUUGCUAUGGUGUCUAGAUGGAGGCAAUACAUGGCUCGCUAUGCAUCCCAGUUAAUUUCCAAUCACUCAGUCACUGCCUCUGACAUUCCAUCACGAGAUAAAAGAAGAAUGGAAGAAUUGCACAUCCCAUCAAACUUUGGAGAAGAUAAAGCCUUUGACAAUGGGAAUGGACUUCUGCAAGAGAAAUCGGAUGCAGCUCAUAGUGCCAAAGUACAAUUUCUCAACCAGGUCUCUCCGGCCACAGAAAACAAAUCUCAGAGCAGUAAUGGGGCCUAUAACGGCAUCGUCUCUCACAAAGGCUCCACUUCAAGGCAAACAUUUGAUGGCAAUGCAGUGGAGUCUUUACUGGACUUCUGCUUUGAACUCAACCCUCUUGAGUCCCAGCUACCCCCUUGUGAUUUAUUCUCCAGAAAGGAGAUGUCCAGGUUUUUUAGAAAUAAGAAAAUUUCACCUCCCACUUACAUUAAUUAUCAAUGGAAAAGGUUGGAGACAAUCUCUGAAUCAAGAGACAACUGUUAUGGUGAAGUUCAGAGAAGUGGCAUCACCGAGACCAAUCCUGAAUCAAGGCUUAUGGAAACAAGAAGUUCAAAUGGUUCACCAAAUGGUAAGAACUUAUCCUUGGAGCCUCAUAGUCCUCCUGCAAGUAAUGGGACUUAUCUAGGUCGUAAUGGCUAUGUGCCCUCUCUCCGCACUUCAAAUGGACUUGUUACAAGGGAAAGUCAUGCCAUGAGUAAAAUGGAUGAUCCUACGAGUACAACCAUUGAGUUAAAUAAUAAUUUUAUUUCGAAAACCAUCACAGAAGAUAAGAGGAACAAUAUUGAAGGCUCCACAGCUUUGGAUGAUGAUGAAUUGGGGAUUAUUGAAGGAAAUAUGUGUGCUUCUGCAACUGGUGUUGUGCGGGUGCAGUCAAGAAAGAAAGCACAGAUGUUCUUAGUACGGACAGAUGGAAUCUCUUGUACGAGAGAAAAGGUAACAGAAUCUUCCUUAGCUUUCACUCAUCCUAGCACCCAGCAGCAGAUGCUUAUGUGGAAAACUACACCAAGAACUGUAUUGUUGUUGAAGAAAUUGGGCCAAGAACUUAUGGAAGAAGCCAAAGAGGUUGCCUCAUUCUUGUAUCACCAAGAGAAAAUGAAUGUUCUUGUUGAACCUGAGGUACAUGAUAUAUUUGCAAGAAUCCCAGGGUUUGGGUUUGUUCAGACCUUUUAUAGUCAAGAUACCAGUGAUCUUCAUGAGAGGGUUGAUUUUGUAGCCUGCUUGGGAGGGGACGGGGUUAUACUCCACGCAUCAAAUUUAUUUAGGGGUGCUGUUCCCCCUGUUGUAUCAUUUAAUCUUGGAUCUCUUGGAUUUCUCACUUCUCAUACUUUUGAAGGCUAUAGGCAGGACUUAAGACAAGUUAUCCAUGGGAACAACACAGCGGAUGGUGUUUAUAUAACUCUCAGAAUGCGUCUCCGCUGUGAAAUUUUUCGAAAUGGAAAAGCAAUGCCCGGGAAAGUAUUUGACAUUCUGAAUGAGGUUGUGGUUGAUCGUGGUUCUAAUCCAUACCUUUCCAAAAUUGAAUGCUAUGAACAUGACCGCCUUAUAACAAAGGUGCAAGGUGAUGGAGUUAUAGUAGCCACACCUACUGGAAGUACAGCUUACUCUACAGCUGCAGGAGGUUCCAUGGUGCAUCCAAACGUCCCUUGCAUGCUAUUUACACCAAUCUGCCCACAUUCCCUCUCAUUCAGACCUGUCAUACUUCCUGAUUCUGCACGGCUUGAAUUAAAGAUCCCAGAGAAUGCAAGAAGCAAUGCAUGGGUCUCAUUUGAUGGGAAGAGAAGGCAACAACUCUCUAGAGGGGAUUCUGUUCGGAUAUGUAUGAGUCAGCAUCCGCUUCCAACCGUCAACAAAUCUGAUCAAACGGGUGAUUGGUUUCACAGCUUGAUUCGCUGUCUAAAUUGGAACGAAAGACUAGAUCAGAAAGCCCUUUGAAGCCUCUCAAGACCUAGUCCAUCGUCGGGUGGUUGUAAAUUGCUAGCUAGCUAGUUGUACACAGUAUAGGUCAAAAAGAAUUACAAUCCAGCUCUGAAAGAGCUCAUAUGAUUUCAUUUCCCGCAUUGGCUCUCUUAUUUGGAGAUAGUGUGUCCUCUCUCUCUUCUCUCAAAUGUUUUCAUAUUCUAAAUGUAAUUGUAUGCUGGCUAUAUGAGAAUAUAGGUUUAAUCUUACACUUC
Messenger RNA from Cornus florida, 3550 nucleotides. RefSeq names its product NAD kinase 2, chloroplastic. The record is from RefSeq and is a predicted model, not a curated record. NCBI's taxonomy places the organism in Eukaryota, Viridiplantae, Streptophyta, Magnoliopsida, Cornales, Cornaceae. Gene Ontology annotation, molecular function: NAD+ kinase activity. The transcript is spliced from 8 exons. Gene Ontology annotation, biological process: NAD+ metabolic process; NADP+ biosynthetic process. The coding region runs from base 234 to 3311 and encodes 1025 amino acids.